CACUUUUUGGCGGGCCCUCCCUUCCCAUUCUCUGUCUAGUCACAUUUCAGACUCGAAGAGAGCCGCACUUUUCUUCUAUAUCACCGCUCCUGCCGCCCGGCCGUCUCAUCUUUCGCAAUCUCUCUCCCCUCCCUCGCUGCAAAGCAUGCUGGCGUAGGCCUCGAGGACUGCCCACCAUGUCAGAGCUGUUCGACUCGCUCAACUUUCCCUCGCAACGCUCCUUUGGCGCUUCUCCCUCACAACGAGCAACCUUUGGGGUGGCUUCCGGAAGCCAGAGCUCCAGCCAAACGUCCGAGCCUGGACAGAAUGCGCUGAAGCGCACUCCCUUCCGGGGUGAAGGAGCUGUGGGCUCAGCUUCGACGGCCCCGACGUCCGGCACCACUCCUGCCAAGGUCUGGAGCGCGGGAGCAGGAGCAGGAGGUUCCUCAUCCGUACAGAGGAGACCGGCGGGACAUGUCUACUGGCAUGCUUCGCCCAGCCCUUCGAUGGCGGCUGCCGCCACCUGCGACGACGCGGGCUCCCAUGCACAGGUCAGCCCGCUGGGAACGCAGGCUUUCAAGGAAGAGCUCCUGCGAGGCCAACGGCGACAGGAUCCCACAUUCAGGAAGAGCACUUCGGCAGAGAAGAGGGCGAAACGACGAGCGAGAGGCGAAAACGAAGACGAGAGCCAGCAUGGAGAUCACGACCAGCGCACGAGAAAGGCAGCGAGACAGUCGAAACGCGGCGGUGGAUCCAGCCUCGGCAAUCAAAGAAAGCAGGGCUUGGGUUUAGAGCUGGAGAGCUUCCUCGCCAAUCUCGAAGGCCGCCUUCAACUCGAUGACGACGAUGGUAACGACGACGACAGCAGCCAGGACACAUGGUCGGCCGAAGGGGCGAUCAACAGUAGCAUGCAAAGGCAGCCUGACCAACUCAUGAGCAAAGCCAGGUCGCUCUCGCAAGAUAUGCCACUCCUCUCCCAUCGACGAGUAACACAUGACAAGAGCGUCGAGACGGACGGAGCUUCGUUUGGGCCGCCUCAUCAGGACGACGUGACUGGCAAUCGUAUCAGCAACGGAGCCGCACGAGGCUCCUGGACGAAGACGGCCAGCUCGCCCUGCCUCGGUCGCUUGUCUGCGUGCCACCAACAGCACGGCUGCUUGACCGCAGCCCGGUCCCUGGGUCAGCCCCUCUUGCAUGCAUCCAAGAUCGGUGUCGAGGUCGAACCACGAGACGUCUUCGCCAACGAUAUGAAACAGAUGGACGCGAUUAACGAAAACCAUGAUGGCAAGGGCGCGAUUCCCGUCGAGGACCGGCCACCGUUGCAACCUGUCAACACUCAGCGCAACAGCGCUUCGCCUGCGAAGGGCGUUGCACAGAAGCAAAAUGCUCAGCGUGUCUUGGCCUCGGAGUUCAAGCAGCAGGAGCAGAAACCUCUUCAAGGUGUCCGCAGGAGCGCUCGAACGCCCGUCAAGGCGGCCUCGACAUCAGCGCUCCAGAUUCGUCCCACUGCUCCGUGCCUUGACGAGGAGGCCAAGUCACUCAGGAGCUCAGCAGCACCAUCGCAACUUCUGCGCCAUGGCAGUGCAGCUACCACCUCGAUAUCGUCGGGUCGGAGCCUCGGCGUCGGUCUGUCGAGGGCGAAGUCAGGGCCUAUGAUGACAACACGAUCCCGCGUCGGUCUCUCAAGAAGCUCGUCGUCUCACCAGCGCGCUACCCACAUGCAUGGCCCAUCGCCCGAUGCCGUCGCUGCUGUUGAAGAUCGCCUAUCUUCAUCACCUACGAAAGCACGGAGCGGGCCAGGAGCGCCCUUCAAAAGGCCUAGUCGGGUUCCGUCGACUGCUUCCAUGAAGAGGAAGAGCUGCAAGAGCGAGGUCGUCGUCAUCUCCGACGACUCAGAUGAGGAUACAGCAGGAUGGCAGUCUCCGACCAGCAAGGGACAUAUUGGAGCGGCGCCGGCCCGGAGCACGGCAGUCGACACUUUUGAGGAGGAUGGCACGACUGGCAAGGGCCAUCAUCAUGACCUCGGACCUGUGCAGGCGAACCAUGUUGAUACUCAAAAGGGGAGCAAAGAAGCCCUGAGCAACGCCCAAGAUGGUGCAGUUGCAGCAGAUGAGGUGAUUAGGCACGUCAGCAAAACAAGAGCAUGCUUCGGCGAGAUGUCGAAAGGCCUGGAAGGGAUCGAGCGUGGCGAAAAGGGGAGCAACACGGCAUCGAGGGCUUCACGCUCGCCGGACAAAGCUCUGCGAAGCUCCAUUGCGAAUCCCAAGCCAAGGAUUAUUGGUGGCGGGCCAUCGAAUGCGACUACGCCUCUACGAAAAAGAAGAGGACCCGCAGCGGUGAGCGGCGAGGACGCUGCACAAGCGGAGACGACGACGACGGACUCGAGGAACAAAGAGACUGGCGGUAGAGAAGCGUCGCGGCAGCAGCAGCAGCAGCAGCAGCCAGGGUCAGACGAUUCCUUUGAGAUGGAGCACCUCACGGAGCUGGACGAGAUGCUGACGGCGAUUGGAUGCUGAGGCUGCCUGCCCAACAUGGACACGAGUCAAAUACUCUUCUGUCCCCCAAACGAACAUAAACGAUUUCUCGGACGAUCCAAAGAAACACACAUGCGCACACUCAAGUAGAACGAUCCACUGUAUUUAAGCAAGCAGAGAGAAACCGCCCACACAAAAGCAGCAGCAAUAGCGAGGUGCUUAACUUCACGAGUGCAACAACGGGUACCCUUGACGAAUCUUGGAUUUGAUCGAGCGAGAGAUUAGAGAC
Molecule: messenger RNA, 2742 nt
Organism: Acaromyces ingoldii
Lineage: Eukaryota; Fungi; Basidiomycota; Exobasidiomycetes; Exobasidiales; Cryptobasidiaceae
Exons: 1
Coding region: 177-2495 (772 amino acids)
Source: RefSeq, a predicted model, not a curated record